Dreissena polymorpha is the source of this 5900-nucleotide messenger RNA. RefSeq names its product sex peptide receptor-like. Bases 552 to 1847 code for a protein of 431 amino acids. The record is from RefSeq and is a predicted model, not a curated record. Gene Ontology annotation, biological process: G protein-coupled receptor signaling pathway. NCBI's taxonomy places the organism in Eukaryota, Metazoa, Mollusca, Bivalvia, Myida, Dreissenidae. Gene Ontology annotation, cellular component: membrane. The transcript has 2 exons. Gene Ontology annotation, molecular function: G protein-coupled receptor activity.
AGCUGGGAUGGAAGAAAUAUUUACUGGGCGUUUGCCUGUGGAAGGAUAUUCUGGAUGUUUAUCAAGUAUCCAGCAGUGACGACAAUUGUGUGAAACGAGACGGAUGUCGAACUGUUCUUUGUUAAUAAAACUUAUAUAAAAGUAUGCCAAAUAAAAUUUUUCUAGCAGUGUGUGAUUUAUCUGAUAUCGAGGAAGUUAAUAAACGCUUAGUUGUUGCUUCCAAGACAAUGCGAGCCCGUUAUUAUUGUAAGGACGAGCGUAAUCAUCGGAUCUAUCCUUCCGAGAUAAAUUGAGUGCGAAACCGACGAUGUGUUCAGUUAAAUACUGGAAAGGUAUAUAUAAUGACAUCAGUUGUGAAGUGCGUAAUUGAGUAGGUUGUAGAAAACAUUAAACUAUGAGGUUAAGAGAAUGUAAAUGGAUAUUUUCAAUUGCGGACGACAUUUCAAGUUGGAUGUUUCAGAGUAAACCAAUUUUAAGAUUCACCUUCAAAAAUUGAUAUAUUUUAAGUUGCUCAAACAAACAACAGGAAUAGAAAUAAAGAGUAAAUGUGAAUGCUGUAUUCAAUGAAUGUUCCACAGUCCAAAGUACAGAGUCCAGGAUUUCCCAAUCAAGAUCAAGAGGAACAAUAUUCCGACGUUAAUAUGGGUGAUUAUUACUUCGAUGACGUUCUGCAAAUGAUAAACAACAUGACAAUUCAAUAUCCACAUCUCUUAAAUAUCACGAACAUGACUUUUAGGGAUGAAAACCUGAAUGCCACAUACGAUUACAAUGAUAACUCGAUGCAUUAUAAUAACAUUUGUCAUUACGAUAUGCAAAGUCUAACAGAGAGUAUUCCAGGUUACAAACUCUGUAUGCAUAUUUUGAUGCCUAUUAUAUGUAUAUUUGGUAUCAUCGGUAUUAUUCUGACAAUAAUUGUCCUGAGUCACAAAAGCAUGUCGACCUCGACAAACAAUUACCUUAUUUCUCUGGCAGUGGCUGACAUGUUGUUCUUAAUUGUGAUGAGCGUGCGUAUCUUCGAUACAAGGCUUGGACGUGUGGGACAUCUCUAUUACCUGGUGAUAAUGGCAUACGGGAACAUCCUCAUAGCCGUUUUCCUGUUGGCCUCUGUUUGGCUGACCGUUAUGUUAACAGUGGAACGAUACAUUGCUAUUUGUCAUCCUCUGCGAGCAAUAACACGGUGUACCGUUGUACGUGCCAGGAUUAUCAUUAUAUGCAUCAUCUCGAUUGCAACUCUGUAUCAUAUCGUGGAAAUAUUUAGAUACGAAAUUCAGUUUUACUGGAACCCUUGCGUACAAAAGGAGGUGCCUGAAAUAGUAAUGACAACGGUAGGGCUAAAUCAAGAGUUUCGAAAAGUUUACAGCUGGUUGAACUGUUUUCUACUCGCCAUUGCCCCAAUUACCUUGGUUGUUGUUUUUAACAUAUUACUGAUUCUAGAAAUCCACCGUUCAACCAAGUACUUGCGUUACCAUUUGGCGAACGACUCUAAUGUACAGACCAUCAUUUCGUGUGAGGAAAAGAGGAUUACUGUGAUGCUUAUUUGGGUUGUGAUUGUGUCCGGCGUGUGUCAAGGACCAUACAUUCUUCUAACUAUGUUUAAGGGACUCUUUCCAAACGUUAUAUUUUCGCACUUUAACACAAUGACCUAUGUAACCGUAUUGUUUCUAGUCCUAAGGUCUUCUUUCAACUUCAUUAUAUACUGUUGGUUCAGCGAAAAGUUUCGGAACACAUUCAAGCGUAUUUUUUAUGUAGACAAGUGCAAGCCAAUCAAAUGGAACAAUAGUGAUCAUGCACACAUUAAUAACAACCGUAAGAUCUCUGUUAUCCACACCAAGGAAACAACUUGUUAGAACUAUGAUCAUGUUUACUGCACGUAAGACAAGGUGUUAUGAUAUAAGACUUUAAUAUGGAUCAUUCUCAUUUUCUUAAAACAGUAUGACAUUGCUAUUUGAGGAUUACAAUAACAUUUUAAAGAAGAGUUACUUCUUGACAUUUAGUUAUACUUGUUAAAACAUGAUUAUUUAUGUGUUUAACUACAUACAAUAAUCCAGUAUAAUUUACAUUAUCAGUACGUUUACUUUAUAGAACUACUGUGCAUGUCAUAUUGUUUGGAAUGAAGAGGUUACCAAUAUUUCGUUUUGGUAGUAUUCAACAAUUGUUUGGUAGUAAUACUUAUUGUUCUUUUAUGUUGAUAUUGGGCUAUUCAUUUUAGAUUUGUUUCGGUUAAAUAAGAAUUUGCUUUUUGUUAAUAUAGCCAAUAUAUGCUUAAUUUUAUACUCUUCCACUCCAUAAUAACUACUAUAUACACAUAUUUCAACCUUUCUAAAACAAUAUAGCUACUUAUGGCAGCUUCGUCGGUUCCAUUAUGCAAUUUUAAUGUACACGGUAUAUAAUAAGUGUAAUAUUUCUGAACGUUUUUUUUUAAAUUUCUACAAACAUCAUUGUACUUAUUUCAUACAAUGCACUAACCAUAAAUGGACCUAAAUUUCUUUGAUGUAAGAGAGUUAUUUCACAAUACGAACUACACAUCUGUAUUCAAUUUAUGUGCGAAAAGGCAAGCAAAACAGAAGUGCCUAUUUUUUAAUAUAGGCAAUACAUAUUUUAGUAUUCAAAUGGAGAAUCUCCAUCCGGCGCGGUUUACAAUAUGAAAAAUAGAAGAAGUUUAGUCCGCUAUCUUGACGAUCUGCAAAUAUUGUUAAGGUUAUGUUAAACAAAUAUCAAAUGCUACAAAACCCAUGUUUGCAGAUAAUAAUAUAUGUUACUAUUAGCGCAUGUUAUUAUACUAUGAAACUAGUGUCAAGAAAACCUAUUUGCAUCAUGUUCAUCGUGAAAAACACAGUAUAAAUAGUUGAGAUGUCUUAAUCAUAUCCGUAAAUUACAAUAUUACAAAUGUCAUGUCCACCACGUUGGAAAUUAUAUUGAAACAGUUUUGAAUAUUUAAAGGCUACAGACCGGAAAUGAUUGGAUAAAGGUACAGUCCAUCGGUUCAUGCAUGAAUAACAUCAGUUUAAUCAAAAAUAUAUGUAACCAAUAGGACAAUAGGAAGCAGUAUUCAUAUUGAAUUAUACACGCAAUGGUAUAUAGCUAUACUCUUUCUAUUUCACUGUAAAUAGUUUGUGAUAAUUGUUAAGUAUAAUAAUAGCGUACACGGCUUUAUUAUAAUAUUUUUGAGCGAACAAUAUGUAACGCAACCCGAUUAAGCUGUGUGCAAAUGUUACAUUUCUGCUGAUUGACUCAAUAAUGUUAGGACAUCGCUUCCCUAAGCCUUGAUGGCGUGGGGCAUUUGUGGGACACCGGUGCAUAUUACUACGUCCCGUACUGAAUCAAUCCACUCCACUGUGGUAUGAAAUGAUAAAUCGGCGUUCGUGUUGCAACGUUAGCAUUGCUCAAGGGCAUUCUGUCGUGUAUCAAUACCCUGACCUUUUGAAAAUACACUUCAGCUCGUAACCAUUAUACAAUCUCACGAUGUCAUACGUGUCAUGCAUAAGUGUAAGACUGACACAACACAUGCAUUGUGUAUACACAAGCAAAUGAAAACUACACGUUUCAAAGUGUUAAAGUGUUUUAACAAAUAAUAUUGAUAUUUCUUUUUAUAUAUUUUUUUCACAAACGUUACUGUAGGUGUCAGAAGAAAAAAAUUCCACGUUGGCCAACGGUGGUGUCUACCGCGGCAUUUUGUUAAAACUUUAUGAAAAUAUCCGUGCGCUCUUAAGGAUCGCUACCGCGAAACCUCGUGUUUUCCGAAGCUUCAGAUCGGGAAGUGACAAGUGGCUACGAGCCAUUUUAAUUUUGAAAUUGAAUAAUCAAUCGUUUACAGCAAAAUGUAAAGCAUUCAUUCUUAACAUGUUAAUUAACGCAUUCUCUGCGAGUAUAGUUGUUCUUGCCAUUAAACGCAGCCCGGAUAAUUCUCUCAAUUACUGUGGCGGACGGUGGGCAAAGUAAGUCGCUGAACAAUUAAAGGGCAAUCAGUAACUUUAUUUGUCAUUGACUCAGUAUUCGACUAAUUAUUCGACUGUUUUGUUGCAGCAAGUUAAGCAUUAACCAUACCUCAAAUUUGCUAAGCCUUAUGGAAUAACAAAAGUAUUUACAGAGUGAAUGACAUAGAGGCGAUGAUGAUAUUAUUAUGGUCUUUAACAUGUUAAUUUUAUACGCAUUUUAUAUUGUACGUUAUACAGAGGGGGUAAUCACGUGACAGACAAGAUGACGACGUCCAUGCCGAUGCAGGUAUUUUUCGUCGUUUCAUACCCUUUAUUACUUGUAUUAUUAUUUUUUAUUCCGCUUACUUUCCAGCCAUAUUAGGAAGAAAGUUACUGGCUUUUAUUUCAUAGUAAUAUUCGCUGUAUAUCUCGACUUUAAUCGGUGCGAAAUUUCUUAGCGGGAUGACCUAAUUAGGGCUCCACUAAGAAAAUUUGCGUUGCGUAGAGUCGAGAUAUAAAGCGAAGUUAAAUACGAAAUAAACGCUUAUCACCUUUUUACUGAUAUGGCUGAAAAGUGAGCGUCAUUUAAAAAAUAAACAGAAGUAAUAAAGGGUAUAAAACGGCGAAAAAUAACUGUCUCGGUAUGGACGUCGCCAUCUUGACUAUCCUGUGAUUACGCCCUCUGUGUAACUAUCAUUACUAUUGAGAUGCUUCUGAGAUACUUCUGCUGUUCAACAGUACUGUAGAAGAUAUGAUUUAUUAUACUGGAAAGCUAUGAUAUGAUAAUAAUAUGAAAGAAAUAUGUACAGCGGUGCUCCAUUUUGCACAAAAUUCUGAAAUACACAUUACAAGAACAAUGCUCAGUACUUGUAGCGGUACACACACACUGCCAAAUUUCAUUUAAUAAUGGGAUAGUUUAAGAGAAAACAUAUACAGUAUCCGAAGAACAAUUUGGGACUGAAAAGAUAAUUUACAUAAUCAAUAUUUAAGUUAAAACAUAUCUCACCAAGGAAGUAAAUGUCUGCCAUUGAGGAAUUUUGAAAAUUGUAAAAUGAUAACGAUACGAUAUUAGAAUAUUACAAAAUAUUUCAAUAGUAUAAUACACGCCAAUUUGUAUUGAGAUAUUUGGUUUAUCUAUAAUUGAUGGCGCUCUGAUUGUGUUCUUAUAAGUUUUAAUGUUAAAUGCUUUUUGUAUUUGCGACGUACUUUAACAUAUUUCAUACUUAUUAUAUCGUUGUUAUCAUCAAGUUAUAGUAUUUAUAUAACGCAAAUAAAGUUUGUUCAUGUUGCCUGUUUCUUGUAUUUAUUAUUCAUGCAGCAUAGUGUAUUGUUUUCGCUCACUUAAUUAUGUCGUGAAAACAAUUCAUUCAUGCAUUUCUGAUGAUAAAGCAAACAAUGUGUCCUGUUUAUUAAAUACUUUGAUACUUAAAAUAUAUUUUUUUUACAGUCAUUUUAUAAAAACGUUUCGUCGAAUCAAUAUUAUUAAUGUUCGGCUUAAAUGACUAUUUCUGAUAUACUUUAACAUAAUACAAUUCGUUUUGGAUAUCAAUGUAUGAAUAUCCAAACAAGAUAUAUAAUCGGCCAUUUCACACAAUGCGGUAUGGCGUUUUCCGCUUAUACAUUACGAUAAUCAGGAAUGUGUACUACGCAUAUGAUAUUUUUAUUUCUUACAUCGUGUAAACAAGAAGGAAUUAAGUUAAAACUUGCAAUCACUUCCUUAGGAAGUUCUUACGCUGUUGCUAUGACGUAUAUUAACUUUUAAUGAAUCAAAUUGCAACUGGAAUGUAUAUUUUCGUUUAUGGCUUUUCAUGUAAAUGCAAUUAUAUUGUUUUUAUAUAAUUUGAUUUUCGAUUUUGGCCGAAAUAUUUUGUUCGGCGCGCCCCAGAUUUUGUGUGGAAUGUUUGGAGGCGGAUUUUCUAGCUUUAAUCAUAUUAUGUGUAAUGUUGUUUUAUAUAUUUUGCCGUGUAUUCCUUAUGUACUUUUCAA